Messenger RNA from Fusarium coffeatum, 3387 nucleotides. RefSeq lists its product as uncharacterized. The record is from RefSeq and is a predicted model, not a curated record. Gene Ontology annotation, molecular function: calcium ion binding; phosphatidylserine decarboxylase activity. Bases 1 to 3387 code for a protein of 1128 amino acids. Gene Ontology annotation, biological process: phospholipid biosynthetic process. NCBI's taxonomy places the organism in Eukaryota, Fungi, Ascomycota, Sordariomycetes, Hypocreales, Nectriaceae. The transcript has 5 exons.
AUGGUGCGCAUCAUCCCAACACGACUCAAACCCUCCUCUCGAUCUUCCUCUUCCUCCUCCGCAACAAUCUCCGUCAGCAACGGCAACGGAACAGGCAAAAACAAUCGCAGCAACAGUCCCCCCAUGAGGUCAAAGCAUGAUAGCGCGAGCCCUUCUAGGGACGCUGGAAAUGGUCUGGCUUUGAGAGUUUGGAUUAUAAGAGGAAAAGACCUCGCAGCCAAAGAUCGCAGCGGCACAUCCGAUCCUUACAUCAUUGUUUCCUCCGGCGAAUCUCGAAUCGUAACCAACGAUGUUCCCAAGACACUCAACCCAGAAUGGAACGUUUCCGAAGAAAUCCCUCUUACUUCCACCCAAAACCUCAUUCUAGAUGUUAUUUGCUGGGACAAGGAUCGAUUCGGAAAAGACUACAUGGGUGAAUUUGAUCUCGCACUUGAAGAGAUCUUCGGCAACGGAAAGGUCGAACAAGAACCGACCUGGUAUCGCCUCAAGAGCAAGCGUCCCGGCAAGAAGACGAGCGUUGUCUCCGGAGAGGUUCAGCUGCAGUUCUCCCUCUUCGACUCAACGAACCCGUCAGCUACACCACAGGAAAUCUCCGACAAAUUUCAAGCUCUAGUUGGCGCCGCCCCCACCGGCUCUCGCAAUGUCACGCCGUCCAUGACACCUAAUCUGGCCCCCACCACCAACAAUCAAGACAGUCCCAGCGACGAUGAUGAUGACGAAUUUGAUGAAGACGAUUCUGACUCGAGCGAGUCUGAUUCAGGAGAUGACCAAGAACAAGACCCGGUCAAGCGUAAGCGCCGACUGCGAAUCCGUGGAUUGAAGAAGAGAAGACGCAACAAGCCUUACGCAUUUGCUAGCGAUGGCUUCGAUGUCGUCGGCGUUAUCUACCUCGAGGUGGUCAAAAUCACAGACCUGCCACCCGAGUCUAAUUUGACACGCACAAGCUUCGAUAUGGAUCCAUUUGUCGUUGCAUCUCUCGGCAAGAAGACGUAUCGCACUCGUCGCAUCCGUCAUAACCUGAACCCUGUUUUCAACGAAAAGAUGCUGUUCCAAGUUCAGAGCCACGAGCAGAAAUACUCAUUCUCUUUCACUGUCAUUGACCAUGACAAGUACUCCGGAAACGACUUCAUUGCUUCCUGCAACCUCCCAAUCCAUCAGAUGAUCGAGCGAGCCCCCAAGGCCAACCCUGAAACUAGACUGUACGACCUCAAUGUGCCCGCGCAAGCCGAGGCGCUUCCUUCCAGGUCGCGCUUCAAGAAGCUCGCUAUGUCGCGCUCCAACUCUUCUUCAAGCAUCAGCAAGAUGAUGCGACCACCAUUAAGCAAGCACGCAUCAAGCAACAGCACAACAACGGCCACUCAAACAGCAGCUCCUACUUCAGCACCCACUGCAAACAUGCUUUCGCCAGCCGAUGCCCUUGCCAACACCGGUUCCGAUCCUGAUGCAGUCGCUCAGGAUGCUGGCGAUGCCGACUUCCACGACUACACAGUGCCGCUCAAGUUAAAGGAUCUUGAAAAGUGGGAGAAGAAGCACAACCCUGUCCUGUACCUUCGCGCCAAGUACAUGCCGUAUGAUGCUCUGCGACAACAGUUCUGGCGGGCCAUGCUUCGACAAUAUGAUGCUGAUGAGAGUGGCCGAAUCAGCAGAAUCGAACUUACAACAAUGCUUGAGGCUUUGGGUUCCACACUUACCGAGACUACUAUUGAUACCUUCUUUUCACGAUUCCCUCACCGAGAUGCUGACGAUGAAGAGAACUGGGAGCUUACUAUGGAUGAGGCUGUCAUUUGCUUGGAAGACCAGUUGGAGGGGCGAAGACGAUCAUCAGCCACGACUGGGGACAAAUUAAAGCAUCUCGUUCCCGAAAUGAAGAACCUCCUGCACCCAUCUCGUCACGGCAACAAUCAUCAUGACGCCUCAGAGAAUCCCAGCGACCUGGACCUGAAUGCUUCGGGAACCCAGACACCGUCUUCCAACGUCCCCACACUGAAGACACCUGCAGACGAAGAGAGUGAUCCGCUCGACAAGUCUGACAGUGGUGACGAUCGCGGCGAAGAGCAUGUGGUCGAGAUUCGUGAAUGUCCCAUCUGCCAUCAACCACGACUCAACAAGCGCAAGGAUGCUGACAUCGUUACCCAUAUCGCGACUUGCGCUAGUCAAGACUGGAGACAAGUCAACAGCGUCCUGGUGGGUGGAUUUGUCACUGCCAGUCAGGCUCAGCGCAAGUGGUACUCAAAGGUCAUCACCAAGAUCUCAUACGGUGGAUAUAAGCUGGGUGCAAACUCAGCCAAUAUUCUUGUCCAAGACCGCCUAACAGGACAGAUCAACGAGGAGAAGAUGAGUGUCUAUGUCAGAUUAGGAAUUCGUCUUCUGUACAAGGGUCUCAAGUCUCGGGAUAUGGAGAACAAGCGAAUCCGAAAGCUGCUUAAGAACCUCAGUAUUAAGCAGGGUAAGAAGUUUGACGAUCCCGCGUCCAAGGACGAGAUUGAGAAGUUCAUCGCUUUCCACGGUCUCGAUAUGUCUGAGGUUCUGCUACCACUCGAGGAGUUUAACAACUUCAAUGAGUUCUUCUAUCGUGCUCUUAAGCCUGGUGCUCGUCCUUGCUCAGCACCUCAUAACCCUCACAUUAUUGUAUCACCAGCCGACUGCCGCAGUGUUGUCUUCAACUCCCUCACCACUGCCACCAAGAUUUGGGUCAAGGGUCGCGAAUUCAAUAUGAAGAGACUCCUGGGAGAUGCCUAUCCUGAGGAUGUAUCGCGAUUUGAAGGUGGAGCACUGGGUAUUUUCAGACUGGCUCCCCAGGACUACCACCGUUUCCAUAUUCCCGUCGACGGUAUCAUGGGUAAGCCCAAGACGAUCGAGGGUGAGUAUUAUACCGUCAACCCUAUGGCCAUUCGAUCAGCACUGGAUGUGUACGGAGAGAACGUGAGAGUUCUCGUGCCCAUCGAUAGCGAAUGUCACGGCCGUGUCAUGGUCAUCUGUGUGGGUGCUAUGAUGGUGGGAAGUACUGUCAUCACUCGCAAUGAAGGCGACAAGGUUCAGCGUGCUGAGGAGCUUGGAUACUUUAAAUUCGGUGGCAGCACAAUCUUGUUGCUAUUUGAACCUGGAAGAAUGGUGUUUGAUGAUGAUCUUGUGGACAAUGGCAAUGAUGCUCUUGAAACUCUGGUCCGAGUAGGAAUGUCUGUUGGACACACGCCUAGUGAGCCACAGUGGACUCCCGACAUGCGAAAGAACGCAGAGAACAUCACAGAGGCAGAGAAGAAGACCGCCAAGCGACGUAUCCAGGGCAAUGUGGCCCUGCAAGAUUCGCCAGAUGGCAGUGGAGAGGAAGAACAGGCGUCACGAAAGGCCAAGCCAACCAUCGACACUAUGGCUGCGUCGGCGAUGUAG